AGAAGCGGAAAAGAUAAAAGUUUACCCAGUGAUCAAGCAACAACACAAACAACCCAUUUGGCGCGGAUUGCAUCGCCCUCCGAACAUGGAAUCGGAACCCGAAACCGACGUUGAAUCGGAGACUGAGCAUUUCAACGGAAUUUCAAACAAAAGAAUGUCACCGUGGGAGUCCUUCCUCCGAAACCAACAAGAUUCCAUCAGAUCGCUCUUCAACCGCCGCAACCGCCCCUCCUCCGCCCUUCCUCCUUCUCCACAAAACAACUUAUCCUUCAAACCCAUCCCUCAGCUCUCUCCUCUCGCCAACUCUGUCGUCGCUCGCUCUUCUCAGAUCCUUGGAGUUUCGACUCACGAACUACAACACGCCUUCGAUUCGGAGCUUCCGUUGAGCGUCAAGGAGCUUCUAACUUACGCUAGGAACCUUCUGGAGUUCUGCUCCUUCAAGGCUCUUCACAAAUUCACCGCCACUCCCAAUUACCUAAACGACAAGCACUUCCGUCGUUUGACCUAUGACAUGAUGCUCGCCUGGGAAUCCCCCAGCGUCGAGAGCGACGACAAUGAAACUCCUAAAUGCAGAAGAUACGAGGCUAAUGGUGAUGAAGAUGAAGGUUCCUUCUUCUAUUCCAGUUCCACUAACAUGGCACUUCAGGUUGAUGAUGAAAAAACGGUUGGUCUGGAAGCUUUCUCCAGGAUAGCCCCUGCUUGUGUUACUGUUGCUGAUAUAAUAACCGUCCACAAUCUCUUUAGCGCGCUCACUGUUUCUUCCGAGAAUCGCCUCCACUUUCUUGUUUAUGACAAAUACCUAAGAUUCCUUGAUAAAGUUCUGAAGAAUUCUAAAAAUGCGCUGGCUGCUUGUUCUGGGAAUCUUCAGCUUGCCGAAGAAGAGAUUGUCCUCGAUGUUGAUGGAACAAUACCAACUCAACCUGUUCUUCAACAUAUUGGAAUGUCUGCAUGGCCGGGGCGGUUGACCCUGACCAAUUAUGCUCUAUACUUUGAGCCACUUGGAGUUGGUUUGUAUGAGAAAGCUAUUCGAUAUGAUCUCGGCACAGACAUGAAGCAAGUCAUAAAGCCUGACUUGACUGGACCCCUUGGUGCUCGCCUUUUUGAUAAAGCCGUGAUGUAUAAAUCAACUUCUGUAGCAGAGCCUGUUUAUUUUGAAUUCCCUGAAUUUAAAGCAAACUUCCGUCGUGACUAUUGGUUGGACAUUAGCCUGGAGGUUCUCCGUUCUCACCAGUUUAUCAGAAAAUACUACCUUAAAGAGGCACAGAAAUCAGAAGUACUUGCCAGGGCUAUGCUGGGUGUUUUCCGGUAUCGUGCAGUUAAAGAGGCUUUCAAGUUUUUCUCAUCUAACUAUAAAACCUUGCUUACUUUUAGCCUGGCUGAAACUCUUCCACGGGGAGAUAUGAUCUUGGAAACCCUGACAAAUAGCUUGACAUAUCUAACUGCUGUUUCCAUUAAACGUGAUAUUCCUGGGACUUUAGAUACAAAAAGACAACCGGUUUUAUCUCCACCGUCAGUUGUGGCACUUUCCUCUCAUGGAUUUAAAUCAAAAUGUGUGGCUAAUGUUUAUGAAGAAACAAUUGCUGUUGGUGAUAUCCGUGUUGGUGAGAUAAGUCCCUUGGAAGUGGCAGUGAAACAGUCCCUUAAUGACACUGGAAAAGUUGCAGCUGCACAGGCAACUGUGGACCAAGUGAAGGUUGAAGGCAUUGAUACAAAUGCUGCAGUAAUGAAGGAACUACUAUUCCCAUUGAUAGAACUUGCUAUCCGACUAUGGCAUUUGACCUUGUGGAAAGACUUUUGCAAAUCAACAUUGUUUUUGAUUCUCUCCUGCUAUGUAAUUAUAAGGGGAUGGAUUCAAUAUUUAGUGCCAUCCAUUUUCAUGUUCACUGCAAUUGUCAUGCUCUGGCAUAGGCAUUUUAGAAAGGGACGACCAUUAGAAGCAUUCAUAAUAACUGCGCCACCAAAUAAAAAUGCAGUAGAACAACUGCUGACAUUACAAGAGGCCAUUACGCAAUUUGAAUCACUUAUUCAAGCUGGAAAUAUUGUUCUCCUGAAAAUGAGAGCGCUUCUACUUGCUCUAUUACCACCAGCUACAGAGAAGGUUGCAAUGUUCAUGGUUUUCAUAGCUGCCGUGUUUGCUUUUGUUCCUCCAAAAUACAUAUUUUUGGUGGUGUUCGUUGAGGGUUACACAAGGGCGAUGCCAUGGAGGAGGGAAAGUAGUGCCAGAUGGAUAAGGCGCCUUAAAGAAUGGUGGGUCAGAAUACCAGCUGCACCUGUCCAGCUCAUUAAGCCUGAAGAAAGCAAGAAAAGAAGAUGAUGUUGCGUUUACUUGCAUUGUACUUCAAUCAUAUGGCUUGAUACCAGCAUAGGUUGACACUAUUCCAUGGGUAAUCAUCAAUCAUUAACCCAAUAUUAAAUUUUUGUCUAUCUCAUAAGCGCGAAAUCAUUUUUGUUUUUGGCAGCUAAGUUGUAUAUUCUCUUACCUCAUUCGUGCUUUCCCCUUGUACUAAACCCCAGUUCAUUUGGAAGUUUUGUAUGGCAUAAUGUGCUUUCACUUCAACAUACCAAUUUUGAAUAUCAUAGC
Messenger RNA from Arachis stenosperma, 2581 nucleotides. RefSeq lists its product as uncharacterized. Bases 86 to 2314 code for a protein of 742 amino acids. The transcript has 10 exons. NCBI's taxonomy places the organism in Eukaryota, Viridiplantae, Streptophyta, Magnoliopsida, Fabales, Fabaceae. The record is from RefSeq and is a predicted model, not a curated record.